GCAUCCAUAAAUAGUUAGAUCUUUCCAGUCCCUUUACACUAUUUUGUAUAUUGGCAUAUGUAAAUAUAUAUUACUUUAGUGAGGUUACAUUCAAAGUGUAAAAUCCUCUGAAGCGAAUAUCAAGAAACCACAAAUAGGGGACCAAAGGCCAAAAGGCCUGAACUGACAGGACAUUUUGGGCGGCUGCUUUGUUGGAGUCAGUAGCACAGAUCGUACGCCACACCAGUCAUCGUCUUUUGCUCAAGACCCACCAUAGAGUUUUGACAAUAUACUGGAUUUGUAACUUCCUCCGUGGUCUUUCACUUAAGGUUGGAAAGUGUUGACUUUGUCUGCAUUGCAUCAUGGAUCAGGAGGAUGACAAAAACUCUGUGGAUAUUCAUGACAAUCCUCCAGUCCCUGACAAUGUAGUGAGGGAGGAGGGAGACACAGUCUACUUCAUAUAUGAAGAGGAAGUUGAAGUGGAGGAAAAGGAACCAGAACCUCCCCCGGAACCCAUUCUUCGGAUCAAUGACAAACCCCACAAAUUCAAGGAUCACUACUGCAAGAAACCUAAGUUCUGCGAUGUCUGUGCUCGCAUGAUAGUCUUGAACAACAAGUUUUGUCUGAGGUGUAAAAACUGCAAAACCAAUAUCCACCAUUCAUGCCAAUCCUAUGUCGAGUUCCAGAAGUGUUUUGGCAAAAUUCCACCUGGAUUUAGAAGAGCUUACAGCUCCCCUUUGUAUGGCAGUGACCAACCCGAUCCAAAUAAUCCAAACCGGAAUGACCCCGUCUUUGACACCCUGAGAGUGGGCGUCAUAAUGGCAAACAAGGAGCGCAAAAAGAAUGAAAACGACAAAAAAAAUUUGAUGAUGAUGGAGGAAGAGGAGGAGGAGGAGAACCAACAACCCAAAGAGCAUGAAGAAGGAGGAGAAGGGAAACCUGAGGAUAAAAAAGAAAAAGGAGGAGACAAAGCAGAUGACAAGAGUAAGGGCACAUUCACCGGAUCUCACUAUUACCUAGCUCUGUACCGCUUCAAGGCCAUUGAAAAGGACGACCUUGAUUUCCACCCUGGCGAUCGGAUCAUAGUACUAGAUGACUCCAAUGAAGAGUGGUGGAGGGGGAAGAUGGGCGAGAAGACGGGCUACUUUCCAACAAACUACAUCAUAAAAGUCCGAGCAUCAGAGAGAGUUUUUAAGGUGACCCGCUCCUUUGUGGGCAACAGAGAGAUGGGACAAAUUACCUUAAAGAAAGAUCAGAUUGUGGUAAAGAAAGGAGAUGAAAAAGGGGGCUACCUGAAGGUCAGCACCGGACGCAAGUUGGGCUACUUCCCUGCUGAUUUGCUCGAGGAAAUCACUGUGACAUGAAUUCAGGAAAAUGUAACUGUAACAGGACUGCAGCGCAUGUAACAUAUGUUUUCUGACUGUUAGUUUCAGGUUGGAUAUUCUACAGACAUUCAGCGUGGAUCUCCAGUGGGGUCUCUUAGGGACCCUCAACAAAUUAAGGAGAAGAUUUUAGAUCAAACCCAAGACUAAAUGCUUUGCAAAGAUAAAUAAAUUACUAUAAAUCAUUUUCUCA
Messenger RNA from Oryzias latipes (Japanese medaka), 1554 nucleotides. It is a transcript of the gene stac3, whose product is annotated as SH3 and cysteine rich domain 3. Gene Ontology annotation, molecular function: protein binding. The record is from RefSeq and is a predicted model, not a curated record. Gene Ontology annotation, biological process: positive regulation of voltage-gated calcium channel activity; skeletal muscle contraction; positive regulation of protein localization to plasma membrane. Lineage: Eukaryota; Metazoa; Chordata; Actinopteri; Beloniformes; Adrianichthyidae.